GUGCGACUCCUUCCUCUUCCGUCGAAUAGCGUUCGCUAGCAAGUUUACCGCCAGCUACCGGACGUCGCCCCACAAAAACAACAACGGUAUUUUGCACCAGAAUUGGUACGGUUCGUUUUACGAAUGAAACGCCAAAGCUUUUAAAGUCGGCAUUUCGAGCAACAUUCACUCAUUUAUUUUCUUUCGGAGCGAAACGACACAUUUAGCUUCCGUUCCCACCUUUCGUGCUCAUCUGUCGCCUUUUGAUGGCGUCAUGCGUGCUUUCAUAAACCCAAAUCGAUGAGUUUCAUUCAUGAAGACGUUUCCCCACGAAGCUAAAGAAGGUUUGCCUUUGGAGCAAGCGGACUCCCCCAAAACCUGUUUUUACCCCACUUAGUCAUAAAAAUGAAAUGGUUUAGACGUCAUAAAGCGUUUCUUUUGGAGUGGUGAGUCAUCUACAAUCCGGGCGUAUUUACGCCACACGGGGGCAGCGGUGAGAUGUUCGAAAGGCGGUUCAGUCAAACCAUGUCAACAUUGACGUCCAAUCCGUAACUAGACGCUUCUAGCCGUCCCGUCGAUGCCAAGAUGAGCACAUUUGCGGGUCGGAUGAAGGAAUAUCCUCACAUUUCUCUCGAUUGCUUCGACCAUGAGAACUUGGAAGCGCGAGCCUACUUCCUGUCGCACUGUCACAAGGAUCACAUGAGAGGGAUCAGAGCCCCCAAACUGCAGAGAAGGCUCAAGUCCAGCCGCCGAGUGAAAUUGUACUGCUCGCCGGUGACCAAAGAGCUUCUGCUGAGCAGUCGCAAGCAUCUCUUCUGGGAGGACUACAUCGUUCCGUUGGAGCUGGACAGCCCGACUCAGAUUUCUCUGGUGGACGAAGCGUCCGGGGAGAGCGAGGAGAUGGUGGUCACGUUGCUUCCGGCGGGCCACUGCCCCGGCUCCGUCAUGUUCCUGUUCGAAGGUCGACGCGGAAACGUCUUGUACACGGGAGACUUCAGACUGGCGCCGGGCGACGCCGCCAGGAUGGAGCAUCUGCAUUCGGGCGGCGGGGUGAAGGACAUCCAGAGUGUGUACGUGGACUCCACCUUCUUUGACCCGCGCUUCUACCAGAUUCCUUCUCGGGAGGCGUGCGUGGACGCCAUCGUGCGUCUGGCGGGCGACUGGAUCGCUCGGAGCGCCCGUCACGCGGUUUGGCUCAACUGCAAGGCGGCGUACGGCUACGAGUACUUGUUCGCCAGGCUGGCGGAACGCUUCGGCACGAGGGUGCACGUGAAUAACCUGCUGAUGUUCCGGAGAAUGCCGGAGAUCCUGAGCUACGUGACGGCCGAGCGCCGCACGCGGCUCCACGCCUGCCGACACCCCAAGGAGUCGUACACCCACGGCAACCGGCUGCCUUGCGGCCGGGGCGCGCGCGACGGCACCCGCGUGCUCAGCAUCAAACCGUCCACCAUGUGGUUUGGAGAGAGGACGCGCAAGAGCGACAUUGUCAUCAAGUCGGGUAGCGACGCCUUCCGAGCUUGUUUCAGCUUCCACUCGUCCUACUCUGAGAUCAGAGACUUCCUGUGCUACCUUCGACCCGUCCGCGUGUUCCCCAACGUGGUCCCGAUGGGGCGCACCCUGGCCGAGGUCACCGACAUGUUGCAGACGACGUGCAGGGCUCCGCCGCGGGAGAAGAUGGCUUACAAGCCGCUGGGGGCGCUCAAGCGCGGCAACGCAGAGAGGGCUACGUGCGAUUCCGUCAGCGAUGAUGACGACCUUUUCGAUGGCGCCGCCGCACCGCCGCUGAGGAAAAAGCCGACGGAGAGCGGUCGCGUCGCUAUCGAGCGCGGGCGAGCGCCCGCCGCCGCGCCCUCCGCCCGGGAGGAGAUCUCGCCGCGGCGGAUCGAGACAGAGUCAGAGUGCACGGAGGACCGGAACUACGUGGACUGCACCGAGUCGAACGACGACAGCGACGGCUACGAGGAGAGCGACGAAGACGACGAGAGGCGGCCGCCCAAGUGGGAGGACUUCUUCGGCGCCGAGCCGCCGCCCGACGGCCCCGGAAGCCGGAAAAGUGACGACCGAUCGCGACCUCGCUCCGGCCCGGCCCGCUCCGCGCAGACGCCGGAAGACCUGCGGAGUGAAGACGAGGACUUUGCGGCGUCGCAGGGCGGAACGGAACGCGGCGACGCCCCGUCCGACGCGGACGGUUCGCGAGCUUCUUCGGACUUUGACGUUCCGUGCACGCCGGAGUCCAAAAGGCCCACGCCUGAAGAACUGGCUUGCCUCUACAGAAAGUUGGCCAAUGGGGAUGACAUUUCCAGCUGUUGAUAGAGCGCAUCUUCGUCUAAUGGAAAAAGAUGAUUUUUUCGGACGAUAAGACUAUAUUUUGAACCCCUCGGCUUACAGUCCAGUGUGGCUGAAAUACGGAUUUUUACAAAUCGAUGAGCUGUCUUUUGUAGGGUUAUCAAUCCUUAAUUGUUGUAUCCAGAUGUAAUAUUUGAUUGCCAUUACCGUUUUUGAUCUACCAGAGGUCAUUUGAUUUGGCGCUACCCUUAAAUAGUCAUGGAAGAUAUUUGGGCAUUUUCCUCAUUCGGUGCCACGGACGGUGUUAGAUGUCCAAUUCAUAUGAAGCAGGAGGGUUGACGGCCAACUCAUUCGGCUUCAGUCAAAUGGAUUGGACAUCUAUUUGGGAAAGAUGGAGUUGAAUUUAGUUUUUAAGUGCGACACCACUGGAUUAUCAUCACCGGGACUGAAAGAGUUUAUAAAAAGGUAAAAAAAGAUAUAUAUCGAGUUGUGGCUGUGAAUGUAAUCAUCUCUGCGUGUGGCUUCUAUAUGAAUAAAUACUGUUUUGGUA
Corythoichthys intestinalis (scribbled pipefish) is the source of this 2815-nucleotide messenger RNA. It is a transcript of the gene dclre1c, whose product is annotated as DNA cross-link repair 1C, PSO2 homolog (S. cerevisiae). The record is from RefSeq and is a predicted model, not a curated record. Bases 565 to 2289 code for a protein of 574 amino acids. Gene Ontology annotation, biological process: double-strand break repair via nonhomologous end joining; interstrand cross-link repair; telomere maintenance. Lineage: Eukaryota; Metazoa; Chordata; Actinopteri; Syngnathiformes; Syngnathidae. The transcript is spliced from 15 exons. Gene Ontology annotation, molecular function: damaged DNA binding; 5'-3' DNA exonuclease activity.